Messenger RNA from Leptonychotes weddellii (Weddell seal), 3827 nucleotides. RefSeq names its product caspase activity and apoptosis inhibitor 1 (gene CAAP1). Gene Ontology annotation, biological process: regulation of apoptotic process. The record is from RefSeq and is a predicted model, not a curated record. NCBI's taxonomy places the organism in Eukaryota, Metazoa, Chordata, Mammalia, Carnivora, Phocidae.
AGCUGCGACGCCAGCGCUCGCCGUCCGUAGCCGCCGCCGCUGCGGGGUUUAGGUAGCUUCAGAGACGGCCGGCUUUUGCCGGAUGGUUGCAGCAGGGGGAUCAUGACGGGGAAGAAGUCUUCCCGGGAGAAGCGGCGCAAACGAAGCGGUCAGGAAGCGGCCGUGGCGCUCACGGCGCCGGACUUGGUGCCCGCCCUAGCCAGUAGCGGCAGUGGAAGCACCAGCGGCUGCGGGAGUACCAGCGGCUGCGGGAGCGUCACCUGCUGUGGGAACACCAGCUUCAGUGGAAGUGUCACCGGCGGUGGGAGUGGAGGCAGCUGCUGGGGAGGGAGCAGCGUGGAGCGCAGCGAGCGUCGGAAGCGGAGGAGCACUGACUCAUCCUCCAGCGUCUCCGGGUCCCUGCAGCAGGAUACCAAAUACCUUUUGCCAACUUUGGAAAAAGAAUUAUUCUUGGCAGAGCACAGUGACCUUGAAGAAGGUGGACUGGACCUGACGGUGUCAUUAAAACCAGUUAGUUUCUAUAUAUCAGACAAAAAAGAAAUGCUUCAGCAGUGUUUCUGUAUCAUAGGCGAGAAAAAGUUACAGAAGAUGCUUCCUGAUGUGUUAAAGAACUGUUCAAUAGAAGAAAUUAAAAAACUGUGCCAGGAACAGUUAGAGCUCCUCUCUGAAAAAAAAAUCUUGAAGAUUCUUGAGGGUGACAAUGGUAUGGACUCUGAUAUGGAAGAGGAGGCAGAUGAUGGCACUAAGAUGGGAUCUGAUUUAGUCAGUCAACAAGACAUCUGUGUAGAUUCUACUUCAACUGUGAGAGAGAACAAGCAACCUGAAGGUUUAGAAUUAAAACAAGGCAAAGGGGAAGAUAGUGAUGUACUCAGUAUAAAUGCAGAUGCUUAUGACAGCGACAUAGAAGGCCCAUGCAACGAAGAAGCUGCUGCUCCUGAGGUCCCAGAAAAUACAGUCCAAAGUGAAGCUGGUCAGAUAGAUGACCUGGAGAAAGACAUUGAGAAAAGUGUGAAUGAGAUUCUGGGACUGGCAGAGUCUAGCCCAAAGGAACCCAAAGCAGCCACCCUGACUGUUCCUCCACCAGAAGAUGUUCAGCCUUCCGCACAGCAGCUGGAGCUGCUAGAACUUGAGAUGAGGGCGAGAGCUAUUAAAGCCCUAAUGAAGGCUGGUGAUAUAAAAAAACCAGCCUAGUUAUUUGACUUGAAUCUGAGUUCUAGGUGUGUUUGAGCAAAGCCCCAUCAUAUAAUUUUGUAUAUGAAGUUUAUUUUGAGUCUUAUGUGAUAUUUCUCAUGUAAUCCUUAUUAGAUAAACUCAUCUUAGGCCUAAAAUACCUGUGGUUUUUUUUUUUACUGUCGUUACUUUUAUAUAUGUGUUAUUGCUUUAUGAAUUCAUGGCAGAUAUCAUUGGAUAACCUGGAUACUUUGUUAGAUGAGCAUUUAGCUGUGUCUGCAAAUUAAUAUCUGAAAAGCGAUUAGCAAAGAGUCACUGUAUUUUUUCCUUCAUUUUUAAAUGUUUUGGCAUCAAACCUAAAAGCUUAAGAAAGAUUGACCAAGCAUGUUGCUCUUAAGGUUACCUAUAUUUUGUGGUAGAAUAUUAAAUUAUUGCUUUUAGAUUUGUUAACAAUUUAAGAAAUUUAGUCAUGCUUAUAUGCACUUUUAAAAUAAGUCUGUCUUGGAGACACCUUCUGUGGGUGUGAAUUUACUGGUAAAAACAGAAGAACAUUUUUUGUUGUAAGGCUUAGAGGUCUGAAAUGGCUGAGAAAAAUGUUUUUUAUAAAAGAAAAAAAAGGACUUAAGGCCAUUUUUAAAAAUGUAGAAGUAAUUGCCCAACUUUAAUUCCAGCAGACAAGCCAUUCUAACAGGUAUUUGAUAUUAUUGGACACUUGGUUCAAGUUUUUUUCUUCAGUAAAAAGGGAACAUAUUUGCAUUUACAUUCCAAGCUAUUAGGAAAAGAAUAUUUUAUUGUACAGGCUUUUAUCUCAUGUUUUUGCUUGAAGAUCUGAUGUGCUAUAAUUCCAUGAAUUAAAAAUAAUAAAGACUAUCAUCCUGGAUCUGAAGACUUUUGAUACAUUUCCAAAAGCAAAAUUAAUUUCAGGAAGCUUUGAUAAGUCAAUGUUAUAAUUAAUCUAAUUUUGUAUAGUUUUUGUAAAUAAAUUAACAUCCUGCACAAUAAUGGAUGCUUUUUGCCCCAUCACUAAUUGUAGUUGUUUGAUACUGAAAUUUAGGUAGAGACUCUUAAAAUAAAUUAAUUUUUUUUCUAAAAUAUAAAUCUGAAACCACUGUUUUUAUACUUGCUAACAAAUUACUAUAUUUUAUUCAUAAACCAUGCUCUACUAAUGUAUGAGGAUUUUCCUCAUACAUAAAACUUGUUGGAAUUGUGUUAUAUUAGCUGCCUUAAUUAUAUGUAAAUUUUAGAGAGUUUCUUGUGGAAAUAGAGAGUGUUUAUGAAACAUAGAGUUGCAAAGUUACAAAUUUAUUUUUUUGUUGUUUCUGAAUAUGCCUUUAAAUAAUCCUGUCAUAUUUCUCCCCCCCCGGGAAUCUUUCUAAUGUAGCACAGGCCUAUGUCAUCUGGGGUACUUCUCUUAGGCUGGUGAAUGUGGGUAGGAUUCGAAUAGUGAGUUCUGCUUCAAGAUGAAAAAGCAUUGAUUAUGGCAAAAUAAUUUUUUAUUCCAACUGGAAGUUAAAAUAAUAACAAAGUAGUACGGAACAAACUCUAUUGCUGCUUACUAAUUAUAAAAUGCAGUAGAUGACAUUUGUGUGAUUAAACAUAUAGCAGUAGAUAAGGGUCUGAGUGCUUUGUAGCUGCCUAGUUACCACCUUCAUGAAGCAUUGUGUGUCUGCUCUGUUCAUUGUGCAGAAUGGUCUAGAGGACAUUUGACUAGAGUGGUAUGUGUGAGGUAGAAUGAGCUUAACAAAUUAGAAGCCACUUAGUUUCCUACCUUGGAAAAUCAGCUCUUCUUCUCUUUUUUUUUUUUUUAAUGUUGAAAGACACAAAAGCUUUUUGAAAAAUGAAUGGCUUUGGAGAAUAGGAAUAUGUUUGUUUUAGGGAAGCCUACGUAAAUGGGAGGAUACCAUAUAUUGAUCUAAUGUUGCCAUUUAAAUUGUCAGCUCAUAGGUAUUUAUUAAAUACCUCUGAGGUGUUUAGUCUUGUUCAGAAUCUCAAACUCAGGGAUGUUACAGUAUAGAUUUUAGCACAGAAUAGACUGAGUAAUAGUAAAGAUACAGGUGCUACUGCUUUUUAUGCUUCUCCCUUUUGCCAAAGUAAGGAGAAUUUUUAUGAAAUGUGUAAUUAGUAAAUUAGAAGAUCAAAAAAGGUUUUGACAGCCUUAUUUUUUAUUCAAAUUGAAGUAAUCCUGGUAUUUGAUCAGGAACUUGAAUGAUAGGUGGUAACUGAUAAUAACAGGUCCUCUGCGUUCGGCCUUGGGCCACUUUUUGAUGAUCCUGCUAAUUCACACACUCGGUGAGGGGACAGGUUAUUUGCUUGUUUUAAUGUUAAUCUUUUCCCCAUCAAAUGCCUUUCUUGAACAUUUCCAGUCAAUGAAAUAAGGCAUAAUGGCAUAUGUAGCCUGUCUAUGUGAUGCCCUUGUUGGAUUUGCAAUUGCCUCUCUACGUUUUCUUUCAAGUAGAUUCCCUUUUUAAAGCAAAAAAAAGCUAAUGAAUAUUAUCAAUAGGAAUGCAAAUAUAUUUGUUUGAUAAUCAUUUUAAAAAUGCAUUGUGAUGAAGUGAAAAGCCUUUGAGUUAAGAGCAGAGGGUUCGAUUCUGCACAAACCAGCUGUGUUACCCUGGAAAGUAACUGUAAAAUGAAAUAAAUUGUUAGCCAAUAAUAUA